AAAACAAGUGAAGUCUCCCAAUAAUCGUCAAACGUCCAUAAUAAUUUAUACGACAUGUUUUUUUAUGCUUCUUUUAGACCCAAUUGCAACCUUUUUUUAGGAGUGUAAGAAACAAUAAAUGUAUGCUACAUAAAAUACAUCUGCAUGAAAAAUUUUUCUAAGUUCAGGCUGCCGUCCGGUUGAUGCUUCAAGUGCUUCAAACACUUUCUUCCUUCUUUUCGGAUCUUGUAUUUAAUAUCGUCUUAAAUUUACCUCCAGAUGCCGUAUAGAUCAUUUUAUUGACUAUGGAAUAUCUAAAGAUACACUUAAGACUGUUUAAAUAUAAGAUUCGACUAUAGUAUUCAUAAGUCGGAUCGGAUCUUAUAUUUAAGACCAUGUUAAGUUCAUCUGCAGAUGCUGUAUGGGUCAUUUCAUUGGCUGUGAAGUAUCUGAAGAUACACUUAGCAGUCAAAUAUAAGAUCCGACUAUGAAUUUCCGGUUAGCAAGACGUCGUUAACCAUGCUUAAUAUAAGCCAUAACCUCAAUAUACAUAAUUGACAUAAGUAAAAUAAAGCGGGGUGACUUUAAUUAGAAAAAAUGACAUAUUUAUUUAAUAGACUGGUAUUUAGAAACUUUAUAGGAGUACAUGUUGUCAGAUUCAGUCACAAGGCGGAACACUGGUCUGUGAUUAGAAAAAAGAAGACAAGCAUGGACAAAGCACUGAAGCACUUCGACGAGUUUUACGGUGACGUCUAUGGGAAGUCAUGGCAAGAUAUAAAAACUGCAUUAUUAAUGGAAGACCACAAGUACGCUGCUAUUGUGAAUACCUACAGUGAUAUGGAUAGGAUAAAAUCAGAGUUAGAGUCCCAAGGUGCCAUGAAUGUGAAAGCGAUUUAUGAAACUUACAAGGAACAGAUUGAUACAAAUCCAGAGAGAGUUAAGAGAAAAAAGAAAACGAAAACUUCAGCGAGGCACCAUCGAGUGGCAUCCGUAGUUGCUGAUGCUCAAAGAUCGACCGUGCAAUCGCAUUACCCUGAGGAUCAUGUCACGCCUACAUUUGUCGAGACGGAGGAUGAAGAUAAAGACACAGCACAAGUAAAUCAACCGUCGCAGCCUGUAGAAAUGAAAUCAAUCGAGUCCAACUUGAAUAAAAUUGAACUAGACGAGACCCGAAUCAUAGAACCCAAUGUCGGUUUAGGCGGAAUGUACGAAUUCGUGCCAGCUACGAAAAUCAAAGGGAUGGAGGAUUGGAUAUUGGAGUCGCAACACUAUGGCUACUAUAAGGAGGGUGCGAAUUUCUCAGUAAAUGUCGAGGAAGAGGCAAUACUGACUUUUCCACAGUACCUCAAUAUCUACAUGUUCGAGGAGGGAAACGACAGUAAAUUCCCACCGCCGAGAAAGGGAUCCACCGGGGUUUUAGAUUAUUAUCUCAUGGACGGCGCUUCGAUACUGCCGGUAUUGGCGUUAGAUUUGCAGCCCGGGGACGUUGUGCUGGACAUGUGCGCGGCGCCGGGAGGAAAGACGCUGACUAUACUCCAGACGCUCAUGCCGUCGACGAUGGUCGCUAACGAUAUCAGCAAAUCCAGAGCAGAUAGGAUCCACAAGGUCAUAAACCAGUUUCUGGACGAUAUCGGCCAGUGGCACGACAAACUGUUCGUGACACAGCGAGACGCGCGAUUUAUCACUGAAAACGAUGUGUACAACAAGAUCUUGGUGGAUGUGCCUUGCACUACAGACAGGCAUGUUUUGCACUCGGAUGAGAACAAUAUUUUCAAACCACAGAGAAUACGCGAGAGGUUGCAGAUACCAGAAUUGCAGGCGGAGAUUUUAGCAAAUGCAUUAAAGAUAGUAGCGGUUGGCGGAACGGUCGUGUAUUCAACGUGUUCCCUCAGUCCGAUCCAAAACGACGGUGUCGUCGGCAUGGCGUUGAAAAAAGUCUGGGAGGAGACCAAUUCAAUUAUGUUUGUAAAGGAUAUGAGUCAGGCGCUGAAGCCAUUGCGAUGCCUUUACAGAUUCGACGACUACAGAUUAAAAUAUGGUCAUAUCGCUGUUCCUACGCUUGAUAAUAACUGGGGCCCCAUGUACUUUUGUAAAAUAAUACGAACGCGGUAGUGACAGGCGAGAGUGCGAAUAACUUGAAUAUAAAAAUUAUUGUAGAGACAAUAUACGAUGAUAUUACGUAAUAAAUAUUAUUUUAUGUAGCAAACAGGAAUUUCGAUCAAAUGAACUUAUGUAUAUAUUGGGUUGGCCAAAAAA
Molecule: messenger RNA, 2235 nt
Organism: Ooceraea biroi (clonal raider ant)
Lineage: Eukaryota; Metazoa; Arthropoda; Insecta; Hymenoptera; Formicidae
Product: 5-methylcytosine rRNA methyltransferase l(2)10685
Biological process (GO): rRNA methylation
Cellular component (GO): mitochondrial large ribosomal subunit
Molecular function (GO): RNA methyltransferase activity
Source: RefSeq, a predicted model, not a curated record